UAAACAUCUCGAGUUUUACGUCCUGCCCCGGCGUUAGGCAUUCAACCAGAAUUGGCUGUACGUUUGUGUGUGCUAGACGACGUUUUGUACCGUUUUUAACAUCGAUCUUGAACAUUUUGCGUUACGCAAUUAUUUUUAGGUACUCACAACCCGUAUACUCAUGCCUUUGUUUAUCCAACAAUUUGGGGCAUUCCGGCGUUGUGCCCGUAUUUUCGCUGAAGUUCGUUUUUUUAAUUCACAUACGGUAAGCUCACCAAGUAAAACAUCGAAAGAUGUUGAGAACAAAAAGGAAGAGUUUACAAAUGUAGAUGGACUGAAAGAGUUUUUUGAUAGUCCCGAAAACUUUGGAGCCUUUGAAGUGAAACAUGGACGCAGCUGGAACCUCCAUGAAUUGCGAAUUAAAUCGAACAGUGAUCUCCACAAACUGUGGUAUGUACUUCUCAAAGAGCGCAAUCUAUUGCUCACGCUUGAAGCCGCAGCAAAGAAUGAGAUCGAAAUUAUGCCGAGCCCCGAGCGGUUAGAUAAGGUUGAGGAAUCGAUGACAAACCUUGAAAGUGUUGUUCGAGAGCGUAACAAGGCCUAUUUCGAUCUGGAGGUAGGUGAAUCUGGGGAAAGGCCUGUCCAAAAUAAAUUAGAUUGGAUGGGAAUUGUUAAAAAAACACGUCUGUCGGAGCACUGGAUGCCUCAGCGGUAUAACAGUUCAUAUAACAGAAAGUACCCCUUGCCAUUCAAUGAUAAGAACCAAAACUGGUUUCUUCAGCGAUAUCGGGAGCUGGAAAUGAAAAGAAAGGAACGUCUAGACCAAGCAAACCGAAGGAGGGUUCGUCGCCAGUUUGAGUUGUUCCCCGACGUUGACGUGACAGAAUUAAAACGCAGGUUUCCUGAUAUCGAUGUCGAAAAAAUUCAAAAAGAAGUUCAAGGAAAACUUUUAUUUCCUUGAUACUUUCAAAUUUUGUAUACCUAGAAAUGCAGGUGUUUGAUCAAUGAUUGCAAGUUAGUCAGUAAAUGCUGUGCUAUACUUAGUAAAUCGUACCUUUAGCUGUAUUGUAAGAAAUUUAAAUUAAGGGCUCCAAAGAAUAGCAUUCAGCAUUACGGGCAAUUACAAUAAACUUCAAAAGUAGCCUUUGAUCUAUUACAGUUU
Varroa destructor (honeybee mite) is the source of this 1141-nucleotide messenger RNA. RefSeq names its product mitochondrial ribosomal protein L47 (gene mRpL47). The record is from RefSeq and is a predicted model, not a curated record. Gene Ontology annotation, cellular component: mitochondrial ribosome; mitochondrial large ribosomal subunit. Gene Ontology annotation, biological process: mitochondrial translation. Gene Ontology annotation, molecular function: structural constituent of ribosome. NCBI's taxonomy places the organism in Eukaryota, Metazoa, Arthropoda, Arachnida, Mesostigmata, Varroidae.